GGCCACUGCGUUUCAUAAUGUGGCUGAUUUUCGUAACAUAAAUCCGCCUCGAAUAUAGCACCGCAUGCCAGCCAAACACCAUGGGUGAAAGCCAACAAGAUUCUCCCGCCCUGUGCCCAGAGACAGGUCGUUGGAGUGGGCGGUUGGCCGUCCUCGUACUGUGGACCCACUACUUCAUCUGGGUAGGAAUCGUCAAAUCCCUGGCGAUGAUGCUGCCUGUGUUGAAGGACCAGUUUGAUUCAGAAACCUGGAUCAUUGGUUGGAUGAUCGCGAUUAUACAGGGCAUGAAUGGAAUGACAGGUCCAUUUUCCACGUCACUGAGGGACAAGUUUGGAGCAGCCUGGGUGGUCACUGUGUGCGGGGCUAUGAUAGCGGCGGCCGUUAUCACUGGUUCGUUCGUACGGACUGCACUCCAAGAAGGAAUGGUUUAUAUGCUAUUAGCAGGAGCGGGUUAUGGUGUAUCCAACGUUCUGACCAAGGAUGCUGUCGGCCGUCUGUUUGAUAAGAAUUACGCGACGGCUGUCGGCGUGGCCCGGACCGGCUACUCGGUGGCCCUCUUCGUGUUUGCGCCGCUCGUCCAGUUAUUCCUCGAUACGUACGGCUGGAGAGGGACCAUGCUACUGUUGGGAGGCAUCACCAUGCAUCUGGUGGCUUGUGGCGCCCUCUUGCGAAUUGCUGACAAACCAACCCAUCGUGAGGGCUAUCAAACGCUCAACUCCUCGCCAGAAACUAGCUCGGGACGCAACAACAUUUUGAUGUGGUGUGGAAGGUUUCUUAAAAGCAUCGUGAUGAAGCUGAACUUGGGUUUGUUGAGCAAGUUCAGUUACUGGUCGGUGUAUGUCAUUUAUGUCACCUCCAAGUACGCCUUCGACUCCUGGGUGAUCUAUUUUGUGUCACUGUCGCAAUCGUGUGGGCUGUCGCUGGAGGAUGCCGCGACGAUUGUGACGGUCGCUGGGGUCGGCAAUCUGCUAGCCAAAGUCGGACAAGGGAUCGUGACAGACAGAGGCAUCCUCCCUUAUUGGGUGCUGCUAGCCGUAGCUACUGCCGUUAGCGCAGCUGCAUUCUGCGCCACUCCCUGGUUGACCACGUAUUGGACGUUGAUGGCGUCUGCCUUGCUCAUUCUCAUCGCAGACGGUGUUGUUAGCUGUCUGAGUGACGUAUUGACCAAGCAAGUUUUUGGCGUGGAGUUGCUGGCUAGCGCUUACGGGUGGAUCGGGAUCCAAAACACGAUCUGCAGAUUCACUCUUGGUUUUAUUCCUGGUUUGAUCUUUGACACAACCGGAAGUUACAGCGCCGCCUUUGUUUUCAUCGGUUGUUUGCAGCUCAUAUCGUUGAGUCUUCUUUUUGCCCUGCGAUAUUUUCAACACGUCAAGUGAGCAGGGGACGUCGCUACCAACUUGAUUUUGUUUUUGGAGGGGGAGGGGUGAAAACGAAUUCAAUGACAGGCCAGCAUGGGUCUAUGAUAAUGCCAGCAGACAGUGGGGCGAUUGUUAUGUUAAACAAGACUUUGCCUUGAUAUCCAGAUAUCCAGUCUUCGCUAACCUGUGUAAAACAUAACUGCGAAAUUGAGCAAUCAACAGCUUAGUCUACUUUCUUAAUCGGAACGACGUCACAGGCUUUAAAGUCGACUCCGAUUGGCUGGCACGCGGGGGGGGGGUCGCAUAAAGUGUGACGCAAAUCAGACGCUGUUUAAGACGCUGUUUUGUUGAGUUGGGCUGUUAAUCUCACUUUUCAAGUUGGGGGAUGAUUUGAACAAUAGUAUUAUUCUCCGCAAUUGUCCUUUGAACGGUUCAUAUAUAGACUUAGACUCAACAUCCUGACACAGAGAAGUUAUGAUAUUCCCGUGACGUCGUUGUGACGCCAUCAGGUAUUACAAUAAUAGGUUUUUAACGUGAUUUUUGUUCAUUUAUAAAUCAUAAACUAAACGGGA
Molecule: messenger RNA, 1930 nt
Organism: Patiria miniata (bat star)
Lineage: Eukaryota; Metazoa; Echinodermata; Asteroidea; Valvatida; Asterinidae
Product: monocarboxylate transporter 12-like
Exons: 4
Coding region: 81-1376 (431 amino acids)
Biological process (GO): transmembrane transport; monocarboxylic acid transport
Molecular function (GO): monocarboxylic acid transmembrane transporter activity
Source: RefSeq, a predicted model, not a curated record